AUGAAACCGCCAUCUUCCAGUCCUCAGACUCGGUUCUAUGAGCCUACGCCGGCUGCCGCUGCGCCUGUGGAUCGAUCUGGCCGAGUCCCUGCCAGUUUAAGGCCACAUCAUAAGGACUCUAAGAAGCACGGGUCCAAACGGCAGACGAAGGAAAACAAAAGACCCGAGCUGGUUGAUGACUUCCACUAUGAGAAGUCGUUGGGCCGUGGAAAAAAGGGAAUUGAUAUUAGUCAUUUGGUGGAUUUCCGCCUACCGGAACAUGAAAUUCACACCAGUUCCGGCCGUCGUCCCGGAUCCAAGAAACACCGUGCUCAAAGUGCAAGGUUGAACUUAACAGGAAGAAAAUAUGUCAAUGUCAACUAUCGAUUCAUUGUGGAUUGCCGUGGUGACUAUAGACCGCAGAUUUUGGACCCAAAUCUUCCUUUGGAUGACUCCUCUAUCUUGCGGGUCUUGGUCAAUAAAAACGAUCAUCAGUGUCCGAUCUGUCUUGGCGAUGAGUUUGUCGCUCCGAGAAUGACACGAUGUGGUCAUAUAUUCUGUUAUCCAUGUCUGUUACGUUUGUUUGCUGCAUUUUCGACAGAAGACGAUUAUCGCGGCCGUGUCAAAUGCCCCCUCUGCUCUGAUGACAUCAAGGAAAAGCACGAUUUGCUGCCAGUUCUGAUCACGAAUAUCGACGAGAGAUUCGAAAAACCGGCAGUUGGACAACAGGUUGAGCUGGAGCUCAUGUACAGGCCAGCAUCGCGCGUUUUUGCACAGCCGUUCAAGUUCUAUCUGGAGAACUGUGAGUUCGACGGAGACAUUCCGUGGAUCCCUCGUUCAUCAACAGUGGAAAACUUUUUGCAUGAUUCGAGAUAUGUCAAAUACUCGAGAAUAGUCCAAUCUGGACCUGAGUUCGCUUCCAGGUGUUUCGAGGACGAACUACAAACUUUGGCCGUGCACCAGUCGCAGGACGCUGAACUAUUUGGAGAUAGCAUACAUCAUUAUGAAUUAGCAGCAAUUCGGAUCAAGGCACACAAGGAUGCCAUGAAUGAAUCCUUUGCCGUGUCUGUAUCGACGUCUGCUCCAGAGUCGCCGGAGUCCCUAAAUUUACAGUUGGAUGAACUUACAAUCCGCCAACACAGUUUCCAAGAGAAAGAGAAAUCAUUUUUCUUUUACCAGACAGCAUUCAACUCAAGCAUUAAAUACUUUUUGACCAAUCUUGAUGUUCAAGUUCUACGGUCGCUUUAUGGUGACUAUUCGGCUUUCCCCUUGGUGUUGCAUCCAAAACUUGAAAAUAUCAACUACGAACAGUCUCCUUUAACUGAGGAAUCCAUCGGGAAACUCAAAUACAUCGGGCAUCUCCCAAUGGGAACAGAGGUUGGUUUCUUAGAGCUAGAUUGGACAAACCAGCUACCAUCGAUUCCAAAAGAGAUUUAUGCUCGAUUCGGCAAGAAGAUCAGUGAGAGAAGUAAAGUGUCUCGCAACAAGAAAUUGCGCGAAGACCGAAGCAAAGCGGUUUUCGAAAAGGAGUUGGAGCGCAAGACACUUCAGUUUUACUCGAACGAGAACAAUUUGCGAUUGACUGACUAUGGAUAUGAAGAGGCGUCGUCGCGGAUGGCUGAGGCUACAGAAACGCCGCCUUUGGGGAACGAUAUCGAGCCUUUGGAUGAAUCCAAAUACAAAACCACAGUUUGGGGAACCAAAAUAUUAAAGGGUGAGGAGUCAGACCACGAAGAGUCCGAUUUUGAUGCAGAAUUAGUUAUCAGACAGGCCAAGGAGUCAAGCUCUGGAAAGAAGAAGAAAAAGAAGAUCGUUUUGAACUUCACAUAG
Molecule: messenger RNA, 1809 nt
Organism: Ogataea philodendri
Lineage: Eukaryota; Fungi; Ascomycota; Pichiomycetes; Pichiales; Pichiaceae
Exons: 1
Coding region: 1-1809 (602 amino acids)
Biological process (GO): positive regulation of transcription by RNA polymerase II
Molecular function (GO): transcription cis-regulatory region binding
Source: RefSeq, a predicted model, not a curated record